GUUGUUGUUCCGUCUUCAGCAGGUAUUUUUGUGUGCUUUUGUGCUUUUUUCCAACUCGGAAACUCUUUUUUCCGUUGUCUCCGACACCACAUGAAUGCAUGGUGGUUUACUGACAGCCAUACCCGCUCAUUUGUCUGAGUUCUGGUCGACUAGGAGAGUGUAAACCCGGGUUGAACAAUUUUAGGAGAAACGCCUUUUGAGGGUUUUGCGUUCACAUACUGAACGUACACAUACAGCCGAUCUCCGGCUCAUGUAAAGACUUCCUCUUCCCCGCUUCAUCCCGACCAAUAGAAAGGUAGUGACACAGAAAGACAGCCAGUUUAUGUUUUGUACAGAUUCAGUAUUGGCGGCUUAAUUUUGAAGGAGUGGACCAGACAACACGGCAAAACACGACGGAAGACAUUAAGCCAAACGACGGUAAAGUGAGCUACGCCUGUUGUGGAGAAGCUGGUGACGUGAUCUGGAUCAAUAUGGUGGUUUUGUCAUCCGUAAUAAGACCGCUGGCUUCACAGCUUCAUCGACACCUGACCAGAAAAGCAAAGAGUCUCCGGAUUACGCCUGACAGGAGAUGUAACCUCACGGCGUGCUCCAGUAAAUAUGUGCUUUCGCAGAUGCAUCCCAUGUGGCAGGGACCCCUUGCGGUACCAGGAGGAGAUCGCCAGUCUCCCAUUGACAUUGUUGUGCGAAAGAGUGUCUUGGAUACUGAACUGAAGCCUCUGUUAACCAAGUACGACCCGCAGACCUGCCAACAAAUCUGGAACAACGGUUACUCCUUUCUGGUCGAGUAUGACGACACUACGGACAAAUCCACACUGAAAGGGGGCCCCCUGCAAGACAAAUUCAGGCUGUGCCAGUUCCACUUCCACUGGGGUGAAAGCAAUGCCUGGGGGUCAGAGCACACAUUGGACAGGAGGCUAUUUCCUGCAGAGCUUCACUUGGUCCACUGGAACUCCGACAAGUACAGUUUGUUUGAGGAGGCAGUGAUGGAGGAAAAUGGUCUGGCUGUAAUAGGAGUUUUUCUUAAGGUGGGAAAGAGACAUGAAGGGCUUCAGAAACUUGUUGACGCUCUCCCAGCUAUCAGACACAAGGACAGUGUAGUGGAGUUCACCAGAUUUGACCCUGCCUGUCUGUUACCCACCAACACUAAUGACUAUUGGACGUACCAUGGCUCGCUGACCACACCCCCUCUGACAGAGUCUGUGUCCUGGAUAGUUAUGAAGCAGCACAUAGAAGUCAGCCAUGACCAGCUGGCGGUCUUUCGGAGCCUUCUUUUUACGUCAGCCGAGGAGGAAGUACAAAAGAGUAUGGUAAACAACUUCCGUGUGCAACAGCCUCUCUGUGGUCGCACCGUCCGCUCUUCCUUCUCCCCCUUCCUACAGGAGGCGCCAUCAGCUGUGGGGGACAAGCACAGCCACUAAAACUGCUGGAUCCAUUACACACAACUUCUCACAAAGUAACCCACAAUGACCCAGCAGUGACCAUACCAACACUACCUUUUAAUCUGUGCUCAAAUAUUCAAAUAUAAACUCAGAAUUCUAAUUUAUGUGUCACCCAAAUACCAAACAGGGCAAAGAGAAACGUGUUAUGAUUUUAAGGGGGAGGGGAUUAUAUGUUUAAGAUAUAGAGUUGGAAAGGAGCAAACAUGCUUAAUGGCAGCUCUGGAGCCUGACAAGCCAGUGCUCUUUUUUUAAAACAUGACAUUUAAAGUUAGUACAAAUGUGAGGAUUUCUAUUAUUUUAAAAUCAAUGUCUUGGGUUUGAAGUUAGUCAUAUCAGGUCGAUAAGUAUGGCUGGUUUUAAGGAUAGUCUAACUGGUGCUGAGCUAAUGCUGAAGGUUAGAUUUGGUUGGUUAAAGUCUAUUACAAAGCAAAACAGUACAUACAAAUAAAUGUAGCAAAGACGUCAACACAAGCACGCACUUCAAAUGUUUGUUCAAUUCAAAUUCAUAGCUCUUGAUUUUUCCAGAAGUGCCUUUGUUCCACAGAAAACAUUCACAACGAGUGGUACUUUGAUGUUUAAGCAGAAAGAGAUUUUGUUUAAUCAGAAAUUACAUUUGUGCAUGUGUGAGACAAGGUCAGCAAAGAGGGGAAACCCUGCUGCUUUGUCCCCCGGUUUAGCCAAAUCAAACAUGUUUUUCAUCAAGUGGCCUUAUGCCAAUUACAUAGACAUCUACCUUUAAAGCAAAAAAACCUAAAGGAUUUCCUCAGAGGAUCUUUGGGUGGUAGAUUUUUUUUAUUUGGGUGGGGGGGUGGUUACAUUAUAUAUGACAGUUAACUCUUUUUACAUAGAGGCAUAUCCAUAUUGACCUAUGUUAUUGUUGUUAUAUACUUACCGGUACAUUUUGGGGUUACUGAAUUAUUCGGUUUUAAUGGUGAAAACAAAUAACCAAUGUGGUGUGGUUGCUGUGGGAAAAGUAUGCAUUUCUACUGAUUUAUGAACAUGAAUUAUUAAUUAUGUGUUGAGCUUUUAUUAACUCAUUGUUCCUAAUUUGUACUGCGACUGCAAUAACAGUUGGUACAAAAGCAGAGUUUACCCAAAUAAUCACAAAGCAAACCUGAGCUAACUGGUGUUAGUUGCAGAAAUGUGUAAAUAUUUAUUUCAGAAUGAAUGCUAACAGGUUAGAGAAGUCACACUGUGUUCUUGAGCUGCGUUACCCAGACUCAACUCUCAUGAUCUAACAAGAUCAAAAAUCCAUUUGUUACAGUCAUUAUCAAAGGCGUACUAAAGGUACAGACACAGGGCUGGCAGUAAACUGACACAGCCUUUGUGAACACCAAGGCAUGUUGAGCAGCAGCAGCUCAGCAAGCCAGCUGUCACACACUGUUCAGAUGAGGCUAGAUAUGUUAGUAGAUUACAGCAGAAGGCUUUGGAGAUAUUAAAGUUACAUUGUUUUGUAACGAGAAUCCUGGACUGAACUCUAAACGUUUUUUUUAAUUUCAAAAUAAAAGUAUGCUGCUUUCAAAUGACUUUAGUAGAACCAUAAAACACUGUUGAGGAGAUUUCCUUAGGGUACUAAAUAUACAGGUGACAUCGUGGGACCAGCUGAUAUAAAAGCCUUGUGUAUCACCUCUUCGCUAACAGUGUAUAGAGCAUAUGUUUAUAUUGGCACAAGAGCUAAUUAAUGUUAAAGCCACGCGUCACCUCCGGGCUAGCCUCUACUCUAUCAGCUUCCACAGUGUAAUAUUAUCUCUUGUACAUAAUUUCAUUCUCUUGUCCUUCUGAAAAAAGUGAAUCUAGCACACUUAAACUCUUCACCUUCCAUUUUCAAGACAAAUCAUCAUAUCCUACAUGACAUGCUGUACCUUAUCCUGAGCGUGAAUGGUUAAUCACUAAGAUAAAUUGCACAUUCCUCUGUCCAACAACACCGCAGACACAGUCCAGACAAGGAUUUUGCAAGGCCAAGCUUAUGUAACCUUGCAUUAUCAAAAUAAGUCUUUUAGUCUGCCUGCUUUUGUGGAUGUCCAACAAUUGUGGUGCAUUUGCUGAAUCUAACAAAGCACUGCUAUUAAUAAGAGGAAUUGGAGAUAGAGGAAGAGGUAGAAAAAAAAAUGGAAAUUUAGGGGGCAUUAAAGGGUCUCACCAAUGCAAGAAGAAAUGAUUUGCAGAGUAUUUAGGCCGUGUCUUAUUUUAAAUCCUUCGCUUUGGGGCAGGAAAGAACAAUUUCAUUUUUAAUAAAUAAACAAAAAGCAUCAAAGAAAGUGAAUCUGGAAAAAUGCCUACGGGGCCCAAGGUUUUAGAUGGCAGAUAACAUUUAUUUAUUUUAAUUAAGUUUACUCUAAAUGGAAUUUGAUGAGGAGCAUUGAUAACACUUAUAGGAAUGUUACAUGGUUGCCUUUUUUCUUUCUUUACAAGUGAUUCAUUAUGCAUUAUGUUCAUUGCAUAAACAUGGGAACAAGGGACCCAUUACUGUCUUCAUAUAACAGCUGUAUUUUUUAUAUGCACCACGAUUGGCCUUCAAAGCUGAUAUCUUUCAUAUUGCAUCAGAAAUAAAAAAAUAUGUGAUUUUUUUUUCUGUAUUCCUAUUAUGUCUUUGACGACUAUAAAGUGCCCCUUUUUUUAUUUUCUCAUUUCUUGUACUGUCGGGCUUUGUACAAAUGAAUGUGUUACAAAAUGCUGUCAUCAGGCUGUUAUUUCUCCAUAAUGCUUUACACUCUGCACAUCUUGAACUCUGUAGUUGGUGUGAUGUUUAAGCAGGUGUUUUUCAACUAUGCAGUCUAUAUUUUAGCUAUUUAUUUUUCCAAUGGGUAGUAGACAUUCCUGCCCUGCGGGACUUCAGUGGGCCCUCUCCCCUCUCAGUAUGCUCUGCUCCACCUGGAUCCUUUUAGGCAAAGAUGUGUUGCUGGGAAGCAUUUUUCUCCCAGAGAUGCCUGCUCCUUUGGGGGGGGAUGUUGAAAAGAACCCAAAAGCAUCCCAUGAUGGAAGUGUAAAGAUGAUUUUAAAGACAAUGACAUUUUUAUUGACGAUUCUUUUUACAAUAAAAUAAUGUGUUAUGUGAAAAGGAUGAGUAUUUCUGUGCAAACUGGUGACUUCUUGACAGGAAUAGGUCUGUAGUUGGAAGUGUUCAUUGUAAUACAUUAAAAUUCUCACAGUUUUCA
Labrus bergylta (ballan wrasse) is the source of this 4594-nucleotide messenger RNA. It is a transcript of the gene ca5a, whose product is annotated as carbonic anhydrase Va. The record is from RefSeq and is a predicted model, not a curated record. Gene Ontology annotation, cellular component: mitochondrion. Lineage: Eukaryota; Metazoa; Chordata; Actinopteri; Labriformes; Labridae. Gene Ontology annotation, molecular function: zinc ion binding; carbonate dehydratase activity.